AUGGCCACAUCUCGGACGAGACAUACGAGGACACACAUAUGCUAUGGAAUCGCCAUUACCUUCAUUGGUAGUGUCAGCUUCACGAUUCUGUUUGAGAGGAAAUUUCAAAGUUUCCACAAGCCGGAUCCAGGGUUCAACUCAUGUCAUGAUUCAGAUAUUGAGGGAGAUGAGAUGAAUAAACUGGAGAGUGAACUGUUCAUAGAAGAGCUACAGAAGGAUGAGUUAACUUCUGACGUCAGACGUCUUUCCUCGGGGAAAAACUCAAGACUGCAUCUCGACAGACGUGCUGUCGCACUGGGAGAAGUGUUCAGGAUCCGAAUCCAUCUAUAUGACGACUACAACCAGCCGUUACACAGAGGGGGAGAUUUACUAGCGGUACUGAUGGACAACACCACCCUCGGAGCAACUUCCGUUGGACGCGUCAUUGACCAUCGGAAUGGAAGCUACACCGCCAUGCUUCGGGCGAUGUGGAGAGGAACGGCGACUAUUUCUGUUACUGUCCUGUGCGGCCGUGAGGCAGUGUCAACUUACAUGAGGCUAAUGAACCCUUUAACAGAUGUUCAGAAGGUUUUCUGUGUGUUUGAAUUUGAUGGGAUGAGAACUGAAACGAUUGGUUAUCCAUCACCUGAUCCCCUUGAAGAAGAUGUUUGUAACAUGACAAGUGAAAAUUAUGGUUUGGCCUGGUACUGCGUGAAACCAGAUAAACGAUUCUUGUGUUCCGACUGGGUGAAGAUUACAAAAGCUAGGCUACCUUCUGAUAAGACGUCAAGCAAGGAAAUGUUCUAUAAGAGUGCUAGAACGGAGAAGACGCUCCAUGUCAAGACAAUCCAGGUUUUUGGACGUCAUGACAUCAUCGUCGAUGAAAGACAAACGCGUCACCGAAACACCAUCAGCAGCACGUGGAAAAAGUUUGUUCCAGAAGGAUUCCUGUACAAGGGCCAGUGGUACAUCAUGCCAAAACCACUGGAAAUUAGCGUUAACUCUCUAACGAAGUGUCUUUCAAACCGAAACCUACUUCUGUUCGGAGACUCGACACUUAGGCAGUUCUAUUCCCACCUGUUCAAGAGGCUUCAGAUGGAGUCUUUAACAGGGAACUGGACUACAGAACAGUGGCACAGACAGAGCAGGAGUCAGAGGGAAGACCUCAACUUCAAAAUGAGCUGGACACCCCAUGAGCUUCCGUUAUACUUCGGCGAUGCCACCCGAGCUACAGCCAGACCAGUGUAUGUCAAUGUUGAUGAAAUACCAAGUGGAUCUAAUGAUCUUGUUGUCAUACAUAUGUAUGCCCAUUUUACCAACCACCAGCCCCAUGUGUACAGAGAAAGUAUUCGACGUACAGCUAAUGCAGUAAAACGGCUGUUACAAAGGUCUCCCAAGGUUAUUGUAGGUAUCAAAGGACCACACUACUAUACAUAUCCCGACAACCUUGCUGGAGGUUGGAGUCACAUCUAUGACACCAUUAUCAGAGAGGAAUUCCGAGACGUAUCGUCAAAGGUUAUCUACAUAAAUGCAUGGGAUGUCGUUUUGGCGUCCAAGGCUCGUGAACUUCAUCCCGUGGCCUGGGCAGUUGAAGCAACAUUCAACUCGUUUCUCAAUGAUGCUUGUUAA
Molecule: messenger RNA, 1608 nt
Organism: Haliotis rubra (blacklip abalone)
Lineage: Eukaryota; Metazoa; Mollusca; Gastropoda; Lepetellida; Haliotidae
Product: NXPE family member 3-like
Exons: 4
Coding region: 1-1608 (535 amino acids)
Source: RefSeq, a predicted model, not a curated record